Molecule: messenger RNA, 2076 nt
Organism: Falco peregrinus (peregrine falcon)
Lineage: Eukaryota; Metazoa; Chordata; Aves; Falconiformes; Falconidae
Gene: GNPDA2
Product: glucosamine-6-phosphate deaminase 2
Exons: 7
Coding region: 199-1026 (275 amino acids)
Biological process (GO): N-acetylglucosamine catabolic process; carbohydrate metabolic process; N-acetylneuraminate catabolic process
Cellular component (GO): cytoplasm
Molecular function (GO): identical protein binding; glucosamine-6-phosphate deaminase activity
Source: RefSeq, a predicted model, not a curated record
CCGCGCAGCUAUUUCCGGCCGCCGCCGGGCGCUUCCGGUUUGCGCGCGAGGCCCGGCCGGAGGCGGAGGGGCGAGCGCUGCGGCGGGUCCCGGCCACCCUCCUGUGCCGCUGGGUGCCGGCCCUGCGCCGCUUGUGCUCGCUGCUGGAUCCCCCGAGGGUUUAAGUCUGUUUUAUUAUACAAGAUCCUCACUGUCGUAAUGAGGCUGGUAAUUCUUGAAGAUUAUGAUCAGGCUAGUGAAUGGGCAGCAAAAUACAUCUGUAAUCGUAUUAUCCAAUUCAAGCCAAGCCAAGGAAGAUAUUUCACGCUUGGUCUACCAACAGGGAGUACACCGUUGGGAUGCUACAAAAAGCUGAUAGAAUAUCACAAGAAUGGAGAUCUUUCUUUCAAAUAUGUGAAGACUUUUAACAUGGAUGAAUAUGUAGGACUUCCCAGAAAUCAUCCAGAGAGUUAUCAUUCCUAUAUGUGGAAUAACUUCUUCAAACAUAUUGACAUAGAUCCAAAUAAUGCUCAUAUCCUUGAUGGGAAUGCUCCAGACUUACAGGCAGAAUGCGAUGCAUUUGAAAAGAAAAUUGAAGAAGCAGGGGGAAUUGAUCUGUUUGUUGGAGGCAUUGGUCCAGAUGGCCACAUUGCAUUCAAUGAACCCGGAUCAAGUUUGUCUUCAAGAACAAGAUUAAAGACUUUAGCAAUGGACACCAUUUUGGCAAAUGCUAAAUACUUUGAUGGAGACUUAUCUAAAGUACCAACUAUGGCGCUUACAGUUGGUGUGGGUACAGUGAUGGAUGCUAGAGAAGUGAUGAUUCUUAUAACAGGUGCACAUAAGGCUUUUGCAUUGUACAAAGCAAUUGAAGAAGGAGUUAAUCACAUGUGGACAGUUUCUGCUUUCCAGCAACACCCUCGUACUAUCUUCGUGUGUGAUGAAGAUGCUACUUUAGAACUAAGAGUUAAAACUGUGAAGUACUUUAAAGGUUUAAUGCAUGUGCACAAUAAGCUUGUGGACCCACUGUACAGUAUGAAAGAAAACUGAAAGAAGAAUUCAAGAGGAACUCCAUGUGGGUCAACAGCAACAGUUUUAGGUAGCAGAUGAGUUCACUGCUAUGCAAUAUGCUGAAAACUGUUUAAAAUGGGGAAUCCUAGGUACUGUAUUUUUUUAAAAGGUCCAAUAUCUGUACAUUAACAUUCCAUAUCUGUUGUGCAUUUUGCUUUAAGAUUUGGAGCUCUGUUGUAGGCUGGUGGUACAUAAUUAAAUGGAAUAGAAUAGAACAAACCUGGGGGAGACUGCAUGUUAUGGGCAGGGGGGAGGGGGGAAGCAGAGCACUUAUUCUAGCACAGCAAUGUAACGCAUCUGCCUUGUGUUAGAGAAGAUGAUAUUUUAUUUCCAGGAAUUUGUAACUUUUGGCUUGAUUAGUGUAACUACCUUUUGCGUUUGUGUCUCUAGGCAGAAUGGUUUUGGCCUUUGUCAAUACUAUGGACUUGUAAUAGUUGUAAAAUUUCUACUAUGAAAUGUUCUGUUUACAUAUAUCUAAUGUACACUGAGCUUUUGCACUUGGUUGCCUUAAAUUUAUCUUAAAACAGUUUUUGGGCAUCUCAAGUCCUGCUGUACAAUUCAGGCAAAUAAAAAUAUAAAAACAGUGCCUAAAAAUGCACCAAAUUCUUGAGAGUUGUAACUUCACAGAUAAAAUAUUAAACUUCUGCCAUAGCACUUUUUCCUCUCAUGUAUUUCAAAUUACUUUAGGAUUUUUAUAUUUUUGGUAAUUGGAGCUUUAUACAUAAGAAAUUUAGAUGUUCCUUUCUGGAGGUACCUAUUUAAUCAUACUAUUGAUGUUACUAUUAAAUGCCUGAAAUAAGGUUAAUUUACAGGAAUAUGUCUGCAGGUUUAAUAUAUAAGCAUUUAAAGUCAACUGUUAAUCACUUUGCAAUAGUUACCUCUCGUUGUAUCAUUAUAAACAUUGAGCUGUUAUAAGGAAUGUUAUUUCCUACUUUGAAUAUAAGUAAAACUUCAUAUAUCUACAAUUUCAAAAUUGUUUUCUUUCUACUAUAAAUUCUGACAUGAAUAAAUACUUCAGGGUUUCAUGGA